UAGGAUUUAUAUUGAAGUUAUGAUUUUUUUCAUUGCCACAUGAGAUUUUAAACGGUUCCAGAUCAUUCUUUACGACGAUUUAUAUUCUUGACGAUAUGGCAAUCAUGUUCAUCGAAACAAUAACACUGGCGUAUUUUAUAUCAACCGAAGAGGUACAAUAUCUGAUACGGAGAAAUUAUUCAUAAAUAAUACAUUUUAAGGCUUAUAUAAACUCUUUUUAACAACACAAUGCCCAUCAAUGGUAGGGAGUUGAUAGAUGCCAUUUCAAUUCUGGCAAAUGAAAACAAUGUUCGAGUUACCGUACAGCAGUCUGGUAAAGGUGCUAUUAUUUGUGCGGCCUGCUGUUUUGUUGGAGGCGUACUUUUAGGUCCAGCUGGUUUGGCAAUUGGUGGAGCAGCAGGUGGUGUCACAGCUUAUAGGAUGACAAAAGGCAAUUUUCGUCCUUUGGGUGAUGUGAUCAUUAAUGAUCUGAGUGACGCACAAAAAGAACUCCUGGUACAAAAAGUUACUGAUGCCCUUAAGGAUGUUCAUCCCACCGAUUUAGCUCUGUUAUUACCUUUGAUUAUGAACAAUGUUUCCAUACAACGAGCUGUGCUUAAUACGGUUGUAAGCUUUGUCUCAAGCGAAUUGCGUUUGCAGAUAAUUGACUGAUUUCGAUCAAAAUAUGUUUCUAGUGUUAGCAUCCUGUGGAAGAAAUAUUUUUGUACCUACAGCGAAAAAAUUUGAUUUGUGUAUUAAGUUAAAAAUUUUGAGGAAAUCGGUCCUUAAAAUACAUUUUUAUUGUUUUUAUUAUGAAUAAACGAUUUUGAAAUUUGAACAA
Molecule: messenger RNA, 820 nt
Organism: Stomoxys calcitrans (stable fly)
Lineage: Eukaryota; Metazoa; Arthropoda; Insecta; Diptera; Muscidae
Product: protein C19orf12 homolog
Exons: 2
Coding region: 229-651 (140 amino acids)
Source: RefSeq, a predicted model, not a curated record